Cuscuta campestris is the source of this 2304-nucleotide messenger RNA. NCBI's taxonomy places the organism in Eukaryota, Viridiplantae, Streptophyta, Magnoliopsida, Solanales, Convolvulaceae. The record is from the annotation of a GenBank genome assembly.
CUGGUGUUUAAUAGGGGUGAAAGGAAGAAAUCGACGAUGAUGGAGGCAUGCCGAUUGGAAGUUUGUGCAAAUCUGGGAUGAUCUGCACAUCGAUGAUGAUGUGUGAAUUUGUUCUUCGCAUUUGUAUCGAUUCUUGGGGUCUUGUGAUAAAGUGGUGAUGAUGAAGAUGAUGGGGUUUUGCCGGUGAUGAUUCUGAUUCUGCAGAACUGAAGAAGCUGUGAUGAUGCAGUGAUGAUGAUGGGGUUUUGCCGGUGAUGAUUCUGCAGAACUGAAGAAGCUGUGAUGAUGCAGUGAUGAUGAUGGGGUUUUGCCGGUGAUGAUUCUGCAUGUCCAGAAGACCAAAGCAACCCGGAUAAAUUACCGCUUCCUUCCUCGAGAAGCCACAACUCCCAAGGACACUUCCGUCAUUGCAUUCAAACAAAACUCGGUUUUCAAACUCACUUCCGCACGCGGAGUACUCUGCAAUUCUCUGCUCUCCCCAAAAUGCCCCCUCAGACCAGAAGGACGCCGUUCCCCAAAGUGGUGGUGGAGCGCGACUCUGAUUCCGAACAGAGCACGUCGUCGGAGGAGGAGGAGGAAGAAGAAGACUUGGUACGAGAAACAGGAGUUGAAGACGAAGAAGUUGAAGAGAAGGCAGAAGACGAUUCGUCGCUGAAGAAGAAUGGGAGACCGCAUAUUACAAUCAGUCUCAAAAAAGUCUGCAAGGUUUGCAAGAGAACUGGCCAUGAAGCGGGCUUCAAGGGGGCGACCUACAUUGACUGCCCGAUGAAGCCAUGUUUUCUAUGCAAAAUGCCCGGGCAUACCACAAUGUGUUGUCCACAUCGAGUGUCAAUGGAAUUUGGCGUCCUGCCAGCACCGCGUAGAAACAGGGAAAAUCCUUUGGAAUAUUUUUUCCAACGUCAGAUUCAACCCCGCACCCAUCCUAUCAAGCCGGCAUUCACGAUCCCAGAUCAAGUCCGUUGUGCUGUUAUUCGAUAUCAUAGUAGACGAGUUACAUGCUUGGAGUUUCACCCUACUAAUAACAACAUUCUUUUAUCUGGUGAUAAGAAAGGGCAACUUGGAGUUUGGGAUUUCGCAAAAGUACAUGAGAAGAUUGUAUAUGGAAACAUACAUGGUUGUAUACUUAACAACUUGAAGUUCAGUCCAGCAAAUGAUGCAUCCAUAUAUGCUGCAUCUUCAGAUGGAACAGUGAGUCACACUGAUAUAGAGACUGGAAUUUCUUUUUCAUUGAUGAACCUUAAUCCUGAUGGGUGGCAGGGAGUAAGCACUUGGAGGAUGCUUUAUGGGUUGGAAGUAAAUCCAGAAAGAAAUGUUGUACUCAUUUCUGAUAAUUUUGGAUAUCUCUAUAUGGUCGACGUUAGGAGCAAUAAUGUAACUGGUGAGCCACUCUUGAUUCACAAGAAGGGAAGUAAAGUCGUUGGUCUUAACUGCAAUCCUUUCCAGCCAGAUCUACUGUUGAGUUGUGGAAAUGAUCACUUUGCACGUAUAUGGGACAUGCGUCAGUUGAAAUCUGGUUCUUCUCUUUGGAAUCUACCACAUAAACGUGUUGUCAACUCGGCAUACUUUUCUCCACAAAGUGGUAGCAAGAUUCUUACAACUUCGCAGGACAACCGACUUCAUGUUUGGGAUUCAAUAUAUGGUAAUCUAGAUACUCCAAGCAGGGAAAUCGUUCACAGUCAUGACUUCAAUCGACAUCUUACUGCUUUCCGAGCAGAGUGGGACCCAAAAGAUCCUUCAGAGUCCUUAAUUGUCAUUGGCCGUUACAUAAGUGAGAAUUUCAAUGGCAUUGCCUUGCACCCCAUUGACUUUAUAGACAUCACCACAGGCCAGUUGGUUGCCGAAGUGAUGGAUCCAAACAUAACAACAAUCAGUCCUGUGAAUAAGUUGCAUCCACGCGAUGAUGUUAUGGCAUCCGGUAGUUCAAGGUCACUUUUCAUUUGGAGGCCAGCAGGGGAUUCUGAGGAAAAAGAUGAAGAGAAGAUUAUAGAUUGUUGGUCGGAGGAGAAAAGGACUUCGGCUAUGGGGCGUGCUGAUAAAAUGGGGAAGACAUUUCUUGGUGCUGACAGCGACGAGGAAGAAACUACUGGCAGUGGUAAGAGGAACAUCAAGAAGAAGAAGAACCCUUCUUUGAAAUCAAAGUCUUUUAGUACUUAUAGGAAGAAGUGAUAAUUAAUCUUUAAUGUAGCUCUUUUGUAUAGUGUAAUGGCCUUUUAACCCCAAUAUUUUUGUCUGGAACUGGGUUGGGGGAGGGGGUGAAAUAUUGUCCUCUGUGGCCUAUUUAUUUACUAAAUGGCUGGCUAUUAA